AUGGUUAGUGUGAAAGACAGACUCGAGGAUGUUGAAACCAACAUGGGUUCGAUGCAGGAUGAAAUUCAAAAGUUCAAUGGCGAAAUUUCCGAGAAGUUCCGCAUCAUGGAGAAUUCGUUUCACCGCCUCGCUGAGGAGAACCGUGAAUCCAUCAACCGACUGAUAACCAUGAUGAGUGGAAAUCAGGAAGGUGGAUCCAACAACUCCCCUGUUUCACAUCCCAACCCAAACGCACCUUCGACGCAACACGGACCACCGGCAACCGGAACACACCAUGCACCCGCUCUCAACCGCCACGUCAAGCUCGAUCUACCACGUUUCGACGGAGGUGAUCCCACCGAAUGGCUCUCGAAAGCAAAACAAUACUUUGCUUAUCAGGACAUUCCGGAUCACCAACAAGUUAGUCUCGCCACAUAUCAUCUGACGGCGGAGGCUAAUGAAUGGUGGCAAGCUACGUCUAAGACGCUUGGCACAGACGCACGGAAUACGGCUUGGCACACUUUCGAAGCAGAACUCUGGGUACGUUUCGGACCAACUCAAGCUCAACGUUUUCACGAAACCCUCUCCAAGAUCCGCCAGACCGGCUCUCUUGGUGAUUAUCAACGGGAAUUUGAACAAUUGCGUAACAAGGUUCACAAUUGGUCCGAAGAGGCGCUCAUCGGAACAUUUCUUGGUGGCCUAAACCCAUCUAUUGCAGCUCAGGUUCGAAUGUUCUCCCCUACAACACUAAAGGAAGUCAUCACUCUCGCCAGGUUGAGCAACGAGCAACUCCAACUGCCUCGUAAGAUCUUUCCACAACGAAAUCACACAUCACACCCCUCGCCGACCACCACAAACCCGCAGGCCUCAACACAGACACCAAAGAAACUCAGCUGGGAAGAGAUGCGACGCAAAAGGAGUUUGGGGCUCUGUUUCAGCUGUGACGAACGGUAUGUCCCCGGACAUAAGUGUAAAACGUCCCAGUUGCUGCUGAUGUUGGGCGAAGAUGACGAGGAGGACGAUACAGAUGAGGAGAUCUUCCACGACGUUGACGACGCCGAAAUCACCUUACACGCGCUCACCGGAUGGGAUUCUCCGACAACACUGCGGGCGGAAAUCGUAAUCAACAAACGCCGCUUGGUCGCUCUAAUCGACAGCGGAUCCACCCACAACUUUAUCAACGAGCGCAUUGCCAACCCCCUGAAUCUGAAGAUGGCCCACACCAAACCAUUCAAUGUUCGUGUGGCUGAUGGACAUCCUCUCCGCUGCAAAGGAGUAUACCGGGACAUCGCAACACAAAUCGGCGGCGCGAUUUUUCCGAUCGACUUCUUUGCGCUUCCACUGUCAGGUCUUGAUGUCGUCUUAGGCGUCCAAUGGGCCCAUUCCGAUGAAAUUACAAGGGAAGCAAAACAAGCUAGUUUAGCUUUAUCCAUUCAAUCGACGAAACAUUCCCCCAUCGUCAUUGUCGAUGAUCUCCGCCAAGUCAUCACGGAGUUCGACGAGAUUUUCAAGAUACCAUCGGAGCUACCACCAUCUCGUGCCAUAGAACACCACAUCACACUUAAGGAGGGCUCGGAUCCUGUCAAUGUCAGACCAUAUCGGUACGCACACUUUCAGAAGGCAGAGAUUGAAUCUCAGGUGACGGAAAUGCUUAGCUCCGGCCUUAUCCGACCUAGUUCUAGCCCUUUCUCUUCACCGGUGCUCCUAGUCAAGAAGAAAGACGGAUCCUGGCGCUUCUGCACCGACUAUCGCGCUCUCAACAAAGCUACGAUCAAAGACCGUUUUCCCAUCCCCACGGUCGAUGAUAUGCUAGAUGAGCUCCAUGGCGCCUCCAUCUUCACAAAACUGGAUCUUACUGCUGGCUAUCAUCAAGUUCGAGUGCAUCCUCCGGAUAUCCCCAAAACAGCGUUCCGCACGCACAAUGGCCAUUACGAAUAUCUGGUAAUGCCUUUCGGCCUUUGUAACGCACCCUCGACGUUUCAAUCCUUGAUGAACUCUGUUUUUCGUGAUCAUCUCCGGAAAUUCGUUCUUGUGUUCUUUGACGAUAUACUAGUCUAUAGUAAGUCUAGACAGGAACACCUGAUUCAUGUCCGUGAGGUUCUGCGUCUGCUACAACAACACCGUCUUUUUGUCAAAUUGAAGAAGUGUGAGUUUGGGAAGCAGGAGCUCGAAUAUCUUGGACAUAUAAUAUCGGGCGAUGGCGUGAAGGUGGACCAAUCUAAGAUCCAGGCGAUGACAGCAUGGCCAUCACCAACAACCAUCACCGAGCUUCGGGGUUUUCUGGGCCUCACCGGCUAUUACAGAAAAUUUGUCCAGCAUUACGGUAUCAUUGCCCGACCCUUGACAAAUCUUCUGAAAAAAGGAAAAUUUGAGUGGACUGGAGCAGACGAGGAAGCUUUCAACCACCUCAAAUCUGCACUGACCACGACCCCGAUACUCGCCUUGCCGGAUUUCUCGUCGCCAUUCAUCAUCCAGACAGACGCCUCCGGUGACGGCAUCAGAGCAAUUCUCUCUCAACAAGGCAGACCGAUCGCCUACAUGAGCCGUUCCUUGGGUGUGGCAAAACGGAGUUGGUCUACUUACGCACGCGAGAUGCUAGCAAUAGUCAUCGCGAUUCGUACUUGGAGACCAUACUUACUAGGCCGUCGUUUCAUCAUCCAAUCUGACCAACGGAGCCUCCGUUUCAUGCUCGAGCAACGCAUCUUAACUCCAUUAUUAACUGAAACAACUUGA
Messenger RNA from Microthlaspi erraticum, 2712 nucleotides. The record is from the annotation of a GenBank genome assembly. NCBI's taxonomy places the organism in Eukaryota, Viridiplantae, Streptophyta, Magnoliopsida, Brassicales, Brassicaceae.